Molecule: messenger RNA, 1101 nt
Organism: Caenorhabditis bovis
Lineage: Eukaryota; Metazoa; Nematoda; Chromadorea; Rhabditida; Rhabditidae
Source: the annotation of a GenBank genome assembly
AUGACCGAGGUCGGUGGCGCUUUCAAAGACUCUCUCACUCAGGCCCAAAAGGAUGAGCUUCAUCAAAUUGCCUUGAAGAUUGUUGCUGAUGGCAAAGGAAUCUUGGCUGCCGACGAAUCUACCGGUACGAUUGGCAAGCGUCUCUCGGCCAUCAAUUUGGAGAACACCGAGGCGAACAGACAAAAGUAUCGCGAGCUUCUGUUCACGACACCCAACCUCAAAGAGCAUAUUUCGGGAGUCAUUCUUUAUGAGGAGACUUUCCAUCAGUCGACUGCCGAUGGCGUGAAGUUUGUUGAUCUUUUGGUCAAACAAGGAAUCGUUCCUGGAAUUAAGCUCGAUCUUGGUGUCGUUCCACUCGCCGGAACCAUCGGAGAAGGAACCACUCAGGGUCUCGACAAGCUUGCUGAGAGAGCCGCCGCAUUCAAGAAGGGAGGAUGCGGAUUCGCGAAAUGGCGUUGUGUGCUCAAUAUCGGACCGCACACCCCAUCGCACCUUGGAAUGCUCGAAAACGCGAAUGUGCUCGCCAGAUAUGCCUCGAUCUGCCAAGCCAACGGACUCGUUCCGAUUGUCGAGCCUGAGGUGUUGUGCGACGGCGAGCACGAUUUGGCUCGCGCCCAGAAGGUCACCGAGCAAGUGCUUUCGUUCGUCUACAAGGCGCUCGCCGACCACCACGUCUAUCUUGAGGGAACUUUGUUGAAGCCAAACAUGGUCACCCCAGGACAAUCGUGCCCCAAGAAGGCGACCCACGAGGAGAUCGGACUCGCCACAGUGACCGCUCUUCGUCGCGGAGUUCCAGCUGCUGUUCCAGGAAUCACAUUCCUGUCGGGAGGACAAUCCGAGUUGGAUGCCACUGCCAAUCUCAACGCUAUAAAUCAAUGCAAACUCGGAAAACCGUGGAAGUUGACCUUCUCUUACGGACGUGCCCUUCAAGCUUCAGUACUUAAAGCCUGGGGAGGAAAAGAUGAGAAUGUCCAAGCCGCUCAGAAGACUCUUUUGCACAGAUCAAAAGCCAACGGAGAUGCUUCACUCGGAAAAUACACCGGGGAAGAAGCUGCCGGAGCUGCUGCUGAGUCGCUUUUCAUCGCCAAACAUUCCUAUUAG